CUCUACAGCCCAGCUGAUAACCAACAAUAUCCAACGACCACCUCUAUUAAUAUUCUAUCGUUCCAGUUCUUUUCCACUUUGGCUUUACUAGCUGGUACAUCUUUUAUACAAUAACCAUCAUCCUAGUUUAAGUACUAAUAGUGGAUUCAGUCCUAGCAUGAUGCUUAAGCCUACCCUGCUUGUCCUGUUUGGGUUCCUGCUGUCCCUCAUCAGCGCCAAUGACGGCCUCACUCCGCUUCCUGGAACCGUUGUGCCGCCCAUUCUCUUUCGAGGUGAUAGUCGUGGGCCGGAUAUCAUCGACAAAGCUGGCGGCUUGAAAGGCUUUGGCUUUAGCAGAACCACAGAGAAGGGCGCGUCGACCAUCACCGUCUUCGACCACGUCAACAAGAAGUACACUCCUCCUGCUAGGUUAGCCCUAGACCCAUUCGUUUCCACAACACCCGAUGCUGUCAAAGCUCGAGAGUUUGGCAAGUUUAUAUAUACCAUCAACAGAGCCGCUGUGAGCAGCCCGAUCUUUGAUGCGAAGGCCGAGUUUGAGACGGCCAAGAAGAUUUAUCCCCAUCCCACGGAAUUGGAGUACUCUGUCAAGGGCGAAAUCCCCCUCAAGGCCAUCACAAAGGUGCAUAUGAUUGUCAACGGAGUGCCACGAGAGAUGGUAAAAGGCACUGAUGGCAAAUGGCGCAUCGCAGGGUCUAAGCUUGCACAGCCUGCACAACCAGCACAGCCCGGCAAACCAACAACGGGUGGAGGUUCGACUUCUUCUGUUCCAUCUACAGGAAAGCCUGCUGGAGGUUCCAAGAUCCCAGUGAAGACCCCUGGCCAUACAUUCGCCCCGCCCAAUGAAAGCGCACCAACAAAGCAGACAUCGCCGUCAAAGGACAAUGGAAACUCCAAGAUUCCAGUCAAGACGCCAAAGACAUCUUCGCCCGGCAAAACAAAGAAGAAGGGUGGAAAGGGUAAGAGAUGGAGAAUUCAACAAACGGAGGAAGUCUACCAGACAGAAUAAUCAUGAGUAAUUGGGAGCUGUGUGGUGAUACUGUCAUUCAGUCCUAGGAGCUUGUUAGCGCAAAUAUGAUUGGGCGUCUCUUAAACGUUAUGUCUAUCGAGUUGAAGCAACGCAUCAUACUUGACAAUAAUUGAAAUAAUUUACAGUAUAU
Messenger RNA from [Torrubiella] hemipterigena, 1157 nucleotides. Lineage: Eukaryota; Fungi; Ascomycota; Sordariomycetes; Hypocreales; Clavicipitaceae. The record is from the annotation of a GenBank genome assembly.